AUGUCACAGAGGGAACGGUCCCUGGAGAAACCCUGCCGACCCAAAACGCACUUGUUCUUCCUGAAGACACACAAGACAGCCAGUAGCACCGUGCUUAACAUCAUGUACCGUUUUGGUGAGGCAAGGAACUUAACCUUUGCCCUGCCAGUGUCCUACCAGUUUGGCUAUCCCCAACUCUUUGAUACAAAAACAGUGAAAUCAUACAACGCCACGAAUAAUCAGGAAUACCACAUCAUUUGCAACCACAUGAGGUUCUACAAGCCCCAGGUGGAGAAGUUGAUGCCGAACGACACCUUCUACUUCUCCAUCCUCCGCAGCCCAGUGACAUGGAUGGAAUCCUCCUUUGCUUACUACAAGGACACUGCCAGGGCCUUCUCCAAUGUGACGUCGCUGGAGCAGUUCCUCGAAGAUCCCUGGAGCCACUACUCGCCCACCAGCAGCCGCAGUCAUUACGCCAGGAACUGCAUGUGGUUUGACUUUGGCUUUGAUCACAAUGAGGGCGACACACCUGCGUACGUGGACUCUGUCAUCGGCAAGAUCGCCAACACCUUCCACCUCAUCCUGAUCGCCGAGUACUUUGACCAGUCCAUGGUCUUGUUGCAAGAGGCACUCUGCUGGGAUCAGGACGACGUGCUUUCCUUCAAGCUUAACCUCAGGGGCAACGGCACAGUGGUGCCUCUGUCCGAGACGACACCCGAUCAAAUCCGAGCCUGGAAUUCAUUGGACUGGAAGCUCUACCUGCAUUUCAACCGGACCUUCUGGCAGAAGGUGGACCUGUACGGUAGGCAGAGGAUGAGCGAGGAGGUGGUCCUCCUGCAGGAGGCCAGGCAGAAGAUGAGGGACCUCUGCCUAGAGAGAGGGAGGCCUGUGGACCCCAGUCAGAUUCUGGACAAGACCAUCAUACCCUUCCAGUAUGGCUGGGCUCGCAUCCAGGGCUACAACCUCAACACCAACCUCACACCCGCCACCAGGGAAAGGUGUCUACGUAUGAUCCUGCCCGAACUCCAGUACAAAGACCUGCUGGACGCCAAGGCCCAUCCCCCUGUUUCCCAUCCUCCUGCUGCCCAUCCUCCUGCUGCCCAUUGA
Messenger RNA from Amblyraja radiata (thorny skate), 1086 nucleotides. Its product is annotated as galactose-3-O-sulfotransferase 2-like. The record is from RefSeq and is a predicted model, not a curated record. The transcript is spliced from 2 exons. Gene Ontology annotation, molecular function: galactosylceramide sulfotransferase activity. Bases 1 to 1086 code for a protein of 361 amino acids. Gene Ontology annotation, biological process: glycolipid biosynthetic process. Gene Ontology annotation, cellular component: membrane. Lineage: Eukaryota; Metazoa; Chordata; Chondrichthyes; Rajiformes; Rajidae.